Molecule: messenger RNA, 963 nt
Organism: Phalaenopsis equestris
Lineage: Eukaryota; Viridiplantae; Streptophyta; Magnoliopsida; Asparagales; Orchidaceae
Product: gibberellin 20-oxidase-like protein
Molecular function (GO): dioxygenase activity
Source: RefSeq, a predicted model, not a curated record
CUGGACAUCUCCCAACCCUUACUUCCUUCUGUUCUCUCCUCUCUCACUUCAGCCUGCCGCGAAUGGGGCUUCUUCCACAUAAUCAACCAUGGAAUCUCCAAGGAACUAUACACUAAGAUCCACAUCCAAUCCAAAGAAGCCUUUAACCAGCCCUUAGAUAUCAAGCUCAAGCUCGGACCCUCAGCCAACAUCAACACCUACACUCCUCACUUCAUUGCAUCCCCUUUCUUUGAAAGCCUUAGAGUUUCAGGCCCAGACUUCUACAACUCAGCUAAGAACUCAAGCGAUGUACUCUUCCAGCAAUCCAAUUCUGACUUCUGUGAAAUAUUUCAAGAAUAUGGGAACAGGAUGAUGGAUCUAUCAAAAAAGAUUAUCUCCAUUCUAUUAAACUGUCUUGAAGAUGAAUUUGAUAAGAAGAAACUGGAAUCUGAAUUCAACAGAUGCCAUGGAUACCUGAGGAUUAACAACUACUCAGCACCAGGGAGCCUUGACACAUUAGAGAUUGAAGGGCUUGGGAAACAUACAGAUAUGAGCUGCAUCACAAUUCUGUAUCAGGAUCACACUGGUGGGCUUCAGAUGAGAUCAAAGAGUGGGGAUUGGGUUAGCGUAGCACCAAGGGAUGGAACCUUGGUGGUCAACAUUGGAGAUUUGCUGCAAGCUUGGAGCAACGGACGCCUGAGAUCAUCUGAACACAGGGUAGUGUUAAAGGACUGUGUUAACAGAUUCUCAAUGGCUUUCUUUUGGUGUUUUGAGGAUGAAAAGGUGAUAAGAGCUCCUGAAGAUGUGGUGGGAGAAGGUAACAGAAGAAUGUAUCCACCAUUCAUUUGCCAGGAUUAUGUGAAAUUUAGGGAGAACAGUGUCAAGGGGAGGUUUGAUAGAGUUGGAUAUACUGUUGAUGAUUUCGCCAUGAAAAGCAAUUUGAUGGCUAAGGAUUUUAUUUCUCAGAGAAGUUCUAGUAUAUGA